Molecule: messenger RNA, 4724 nt
Organism: Pteropus alecto (black flying fox)
Lineage: Eukaryota; Metazoa; Chordata; Mammalia; Chiroptera; Pteropodidae
Gene: TAS1R3
Product: taste 1 receptor member 3
Exons: 6
Coding region: 1557-4115 (852 amino acids)
Biological process (GO): sensory perception of umami taste; sensory perception of sweet taste; G protein-coupled receptor signaling pathway
Cellular component (GO): membrane
Molecular function (GO): sweet taste receptor activity; G protein-coupled receptor activity
Source: RefSeq, a predicted model, not a curated record
CCGUGGGGGGCGUGGUGAUGCCACAGGUCCCCCUGCGCAGGCUUUGGCUUGAUCUCUGCUGAGGUCCACACGAUAACCCCCACUUUACAGGUGAGAAAACCAACAGUCAUCCAGGGGGCGGGCUGGAAAGGCAGGGCUGGGGCCAGCCACACAGUGCAGGAAGCCCGAUCAGGCUGCAGCCAAUGGAGCAGGGGCUGUCCCAUGCCCCAAGUGGCCCAAGCAGAAAGAGAACACUAGGUGGGAAGGGUCCGCUCACACUCCACCCAACAUCAUACCCAAAUACUAGUGUCCGGUGCCAGGUUUUGCUGCUGUGCCCCAUGUGGUGCCAGCAAAGGCCAGUGACUCUGAAGGACUUGCUUGGGACACAGGCCGAAGAGCGAAGGCUGUCCAUGUGUGUGCACACGUGCAGUGCUCCGGCUGCAUGUGUGGUAUGUAUAUCAUGGAUGUGCAGGUGCCUGCACUGGUGUGUGUCACGCACAUGUGGGUGCACAUGUUGUCCUGAGUGCCAUGCAAUGCAGGCCCUCCACACAGGACAGUGGGGACAGGCAAACCCCAGGCCCCCAGACCACCUCCUGUAAAUGUCCGCCAGGCCCGGCCUGUUGAGAUGCCCAGAACCCCUACUCUAGGGGUGUCACCAGCCUCCUCCCUUCUCUGGGGGCCUGGGGCCUGAUGUGUACCUCCACCCCGGGCAUGGUGUCAGCGAGGCCCCCAGCCAGGGAGGUGGGGCCCCCACACCCAGGGGCCGAGCAGGAAACGCUGCUCCCCGCGCUGCACUUGGUUACGGCCUGUGCACUCUCCUUUGCAUGCGCCCCACCCGCAGGCCCAGCUGUGCGCUGUCCCCACAAGGAGGCACCUGCGUCGAGCCCUGGCUGGUGUGGGCACAGCUAGCCAUGGCGCUCCCGAAGCUCCCAGGCCUUGGGCCCCUGGUGGAGGGGUGGCCCAGGCCCCCAAGUUGCACCGUUCUUAGGUGGGCCGAAAGGCCACAGACCCCACCCUGGGACCCUCUGCACCCUGACCGCAGGGUGGAGGCAAAGCUGUUUGGCUGUCCAUCGUCCUCCCAACACCCACCUCGGGCUGCCCCCUGGGCCUAAGGACGGAGCCACUCCUGACUGCUGACAGUGCCUCCCCAGGGCUGGGGAGAGAAGGUGUCCCGUGCCUUCUCCCCAGGUUACCGGCACCUCCAAGCCCCUCCCACAGGCAGCCAGAGACCCUAGGACGCUCUGGCAGAGAAGUCUCUCCUCCCCUUCGAGAAUGAGUGAGUGCCACGGGGCUUGGGCACAGGCAGGUAACAAGGUCACGGGCAGUGGCUGCUCAGAGCCUGCCUCCCAGGUCACUGUUGGCCGGAGAGCCUGUUGGCAUCGGAGUAACAGUCCGAUGUGGAAGCCUGUGGGCCCAGGAAAGCGAAGAUGUCUCCGGGGGCCCCCAGGCCUAGCAGGUGAGGACAGGCGAGGGUUUUGCUAAGCAAAUUCUCUGUCCCUCCCCGCCCCAACUCGCCAUAACUGGGGCCCCCGCUCGGCUGGCCCACUUGCCAUCCCUGCGCUGAGCUGCCACCUGCCAUGUCAGGCCUGGCUCUCCUGGGCCUCGCGGCUCUCCUGGGCCGCGGGGUGGGGGCUCCCCUGUGUCUGUCCCGGCAGCUCCGGAUGCAGGGGGACUACGUGCUGGGUGGGCUCUUCCCGCUGCGCACUGCAGAGGACACAGACCUCAGCGGCAGGACGCAGCCCAACACCCCUGAGUGCUCCAGGUUCUCAGCGCCCGGCCUGCUGUGGGCACUGGCCGUGAAGAUGGCCGUGGAGGAGAUCAACAAGGGCUCCGCCUUGCUGCCCGGGCUACGCCUGGGGUUCGACCUCUUCGACACGUGCUCAGAGUCAGUGGUCGCCAUGAAGCCCAGCCUCAUGUUCAUGGCCAAGGCGGGCAGCUGUGACGUCGCCGCCUACUGUGACUAUACGCAGUACCAGCCCCGCGUGCUGGCUGUCAUCGGGCCCCACUCCUCCGAGCUCGCCCUCGUCACUGGCAAGUUCUUCGGGUUCUUCCUCAUACCCCAGGUCAGCUACGGCGCCAGCACGGAGCAGCUGAGCAACCGGGAGGUGUUCCCGUCCUUCUUCCGCACCGUGCCCAGCGACCGCGUGCAGGUGGCCGCCAUGGUGGAGCUGCUGCGGGAGUUCAGGUGGAACUGGGUGGCCGCCCUGGGCAGCGACGAUGAGUACGGCCGGCAGGGCCUGAGCCUGUUCUCCAGCCUGGCCAACAUGUGGGGCAUCUGCAUCGCACACGAGGGCCUGGUGCCGCUGUCUCAUGCCACCGUCCCGCAGGUGGACGCCACGCAAGGGCUGCUGCAGCGGGUGAACCAGAGCAGCGUGCAGGUGGUGGUCCUGUUCGCCUCCGCCCGCGCCGCGCGCACCCUCUUUAGCUACAGCAUCCGCUGUGGGCUCUCGCCCAAGGUGUGGGUGGCCAGCGAGGCCUGGCUGACCUCUGACCUGGUCAUGACGCUGCCCGGCAUGGCCCAGAUGGGCACCGUGCUUGGCUUCCUGCAGCGCGGAGCCCCGAUGCCAGAGUUCUCGUCCUAUGUGCGGACCUGCCUGGCCCUGGCCGCCGACCCUGCCCACUGCGCCUCGCUCGAGGCGGAGCAGCCGGGCCUGGAGGAGCAGGUGGUGGGGCCGCGCUGCCCCCAGUGCGACCACAUCACGCCGGAGAACGUGUCCGCCGACCUGCCGCACCACCAGGCCUUCGCGGCCUACGCCGCUGUGUACAGCGUGGCCCAGGCCCUGCACAACACGCUGCUCUGCAACGCCUCGGGCUGCCCCUCACAGGAGCGCGUGCGGCCGUGGCAGCUCCUGGAGAACAUGUACAACAUGACCUUCCGCCCGCACGGCCUGGCGAUGCGCUUCGACGCCAGCGGGAACGUGGAAAUGGGCUACGACCUGAAGCUGUGGGUGUGGCAGGACCAGAAGCCCCUGGCCCGCACGGUCGGGUCCUUCGACGGCAGCCUGCAGCUGCAGCGCUCCCGGAUACUCUGGCACACGCCGAGCAGCGAGGAGCCUGUGUCCCAAUGCUCACGGCAGUGCGAGGAGGGCCAGGUGCGCCGGGCAAAGGGCUUCCACUCCUGCUGCUACGACUGCGUGGACUGCAAGGCAGGCAGCUACAAGAGCAGCUCAGAUGACCUCACCUGCACCCAGUGUGACGAGGACAAGUGGUCCCCAGACCGGAGCCUGCGCUGCUUCCCCCGCAAGCUCAAGUUCCUGGCGUGGGGGGAGCCGGCCGUACUGCUGCUGCUCUUGCUGCUAGGCCUGGCUCUGGGCCUGGCGCUGGCAGCCCUGGCGCUGUUUGUCCAGCACCGGGACAGCCCGCUGGUUCUGGCCUCGGGCGGGCCACGGGCCUUCUUCAGCCUGGCCUGCCUGAGCGUGGCCUGCGCCAGCGUCCUCCUGUUCCCCGGCCGGCCCAGCCUCGCCAGCUGCCUGGCCCAGCAGCCACUGCUCCACCUCCCGCUCACCGGCUGCCUGAGCACGCUCGUCCUGCAGGCGGUGGAUAUCUUCAUGGAGUCGCAGCUACCACUGAGCUGGGCGGAUCGGCUGCGCGGCCACCUGCAGGGGCCCCGGGCCUGGCUGGUGGUGCUGCUUGCUAUGCUGGCGGAGGCGGCACUGUGCACUUGGUACCUGGUAGGCUUCCCGCCAGAGGUGGUGACAGACUGGCGGGUGCUGCCCACAGAGGUGUUGGUGUCCUGCUACGUGCAGUCCUGGGUCAGCUUCGGCCUGGUACACAUCACCAACGCCAUGCUGGCCUCCCUCUGCUUCCUGGGCACCUUCCUGGUACAGAGCCAGCCCGGCCGCUACAACAGCGCCCGCGGCCUCACCUUCGCCAUGCUGGCCUACUUCAUCACCUGGAUCUCUUUCGUGCCCCUCUUUGCCAACACGCACGUGGCCUACCGGCCUGCCGUGCAGAUGGGCGCCAACCUCCUCUGUGUCCUGGGCAUCCUGGCCACCGUCUACCUGCCUAAGUGCUUCCUGCUGCUGUGGCAGCCAGAGCGUAACACCCCCGAGUUCUUCCUGGGAGGGCGUCCUGGCGAUACCAGGGGGCGAGGGGGCAGCAGAGGAGGGGACGAGACUCAGGGCAAAAAUGAGUGACCCCUGAACAGGUGACCCGGUUGAGAUGACCCCAAACCAGGUUCCUCUGCAGUGACCUGCAGACUUGGCCCGACUCUGCUGGAGAACCCGCACCUCUAGAUUCUAACCUCAGGCUGACUGCUGACCUUGACCCGACAAUGACCCUAGGCCUGCAGUGUGCGUGAGGGGGCUCAGCCCUGAGAUCUCCCACCUGGGCCCCCAGAGUUGGGCUCUGCCUCUCCUGGCCAAGGCCUGCCCAGCCCCCGCCAAGAGCUCAGUAAAGCCCUAGCCAGGCCACACUGGUUGUCACUCGCCUAGCUGGGCCAAGCCUGUGCACCCUCCAGUCAUCACUGAAGUGGGGGGCUGGUGAGUGGGUUAGAGCUGUUCUGACCGUGGGCCUCAGUGCAGGACACAGGCCCACUUGGGGAAGGGGGCAUCCGGCCCCCUCCUUUCCCUAGCCCGACCUGAGCCAGUGGAACGGGGUCAUUGCACCCCCAGCACCGUGGACAGAGCCCAGGAAGGUUGGUGGGGCAGUACCACGGCCAGCGCCAACCACAAGGACCCCUGGAGCCAGAAGCCAGCACCACGGACAGACUUCUUGCCAGGACCUUGCCGGCACAGGAGUCAGAG